UCUUUCAGCUCCUGCAAACUGCUUGAUUAAAUUUAUCUUUAGAUGAUCUUGUUUAAUUACUUGAAUUUAUGCUGCCAUAAUCGAGAAGAUAUGCUGAUCUGCCUCCUAUAUCAUGUGAUAAAAUAAAUAAAUAAUGUAGCAAAAUCUAUAGGGGUCAUAAAAUGAAAUAAAUAUAAUUCUCCUGUCUCUCUAUAUUCCCGAAAAAACAAAGCCUAAAAUGUCUGUGGCUGUCAUCAGAGUUCCUUGUUCAUUACAAACGACAUUCGGGCUCAUCGUCAAAUGUAAGAAAAUGCCAAACACAAGAUUCUCCUCUAAAUCCCUCCAAUCCAAAACAGAGAUUUCCACUUCAGACACAGUCCCAGGUCCCAAUGAAGUUUCUGUGCCAGAAGUUCGUGUUUUUGUGAGGAAAAGGAAAGUGAAAACCACUGUUGAGGCUGCUGAAAAGGAGGUUAAAGUAGAGCCCAGGAAGCAGAAAUUAUCUGCUUUACCUGACAUUGAAGAAUUUGCAUACAAGAAAGGAAAUGGUCCUGCCCUGAUAAGGAAGUUAAAAUCUACCGAAAAUGUGCUUCCUGUGGACAGUGAAGCUGCUUCUACUAUUAGGCCAGCAGGUGAACCACCUCUCAACUGGGACAAAGUCCUUGAAGGGAUUCACAAAAUGAGGUCUUCUGAAGAUGCACCAGUAGACACCAUGGGAUGUGAGAAAGCUGGCAUCUCUCUUCCUCCUGGGGAAAGAAGAUUUGCGGUCUUGGCAUCAGCACUUCUCUCAAGCCAAACAAAGGAUCAUGUUACUCAUGGAGCAAUUCAGCGUCUUCAGCAAAACAAUCUGCUUACUGCUGAUGCCAUUGACAAAGCUGAUGAAACAGCAAUCAAGGACUUGAUUUACCCGGUUGGCUUUUAUACAAGAAAAGCUAGUAAUUUGAAGAAAAUUGCAAAAAUUUGUCUCUUGAAGUAUGACGGCGAUAUACCUAGUUCUUUGGAGGACUUACUGUCCCUUCCAGGGAUUGGACCAAAGAUGGCUCAUUUGGUAAUGAAUAUUGCUUGGAACAAUGUUCAAGGGAUUUGUGUAGAUACUCAUGUGCACCGCAUUUGCAACCGCCUUGGAUGGGUGGCACGGCCAGGCACAAAACAGAAAACUUCAACUCCUGAGGAAACAAGAGAGGCUUUGCAACUAUGGCUUCCAAAGGACGAAUGGGUUCCAAUAAACCCUCUUUUGGUGGGAUUUGGGCAGACAAUUUGUACUCCACUUAGACCUAGAUGUGGAAUGUGCUGCAUAAGUGAGUUCUGUCCAUCUGCAUUCAAGGAGACCUCAAGUCCGGCAUCCAAGCAGAAAAGGUCCGGUGGGAGCAAAAAGCUCUAAAACACUAGUUGGUUUUGAUUUUUGGCCUCCCGUUCUUACUUUGUAUUUGCAUUGCAAUAGCCGAGGAAGUAUAGUUUUAAGUUAUUCCGUUUUGUGGCAUUCUGCUGUGUAUCAAAUGUUGGUGCUUCAUAGGCAGCAUAGGCAAAAGAUGGUGCCCAUAUUUUAUUGGCAAGGCGAUAGAAGCAAUGCAGUUUUGGGAGGGGAAUGAGUGCUAUCUUAAACAAACUUGUAUAUGUAACGAUUGAAUCAAAUCCAUAACUAUUUUGCUUUACGUUAACCAUACAUUCAACAGAAAGCAUUUCAUUAAUGGUACAGAAUUUUUGGGCAA
Molecule: messenger RNA, 1685 nt
Organism: Populus trichocarpa (black cottonwood)
Lineage: Eukaryota; Viridiplantae; Streptophyta; Magnoliopsida; Malpighiales; Salicaceae
Product: endonuclease III homolog 1, chloroplastic
Exons: 11
Coding region: 218-1357 (379 amino acids)
Biological process (GO): base-excision repair; nucleotide-excision repair; base-excision repair, AP site formation
Cellular component (GO): nucleus; chloroplast nucleoid
Molecular function (GO): DNA-(apurinic or apyrimidinic site) endonuclease activity; 4 iron, 4 sulfur cluster binding; oxidized pyrimidine nucleobase lesion DNA N-glycosylase activity
Source: RefSeq, a predicted model, not a curated record